UUCGGAAUCUUUUCGAGAUCCACAGCUCGUCCAGAAAACCCCGUCAAUGCCGACCCCGCGCCUGCGGCACAGCAACGCCAUAAAAGCUUACUGAUUAGGAACAUGGCGUGUUUCGCCAGAAAGCCCAUAAAUUGAGCCAAGGCCAUCGCAAAGGUCGAGACAAUGAACGAGACUGAUACCGAAACCACAAAAUUAGCAGACGGUCGCGUUAUCAAAUACGCCGUAUUCGGCCGCAACGCCCCUGAUGCGCCAACGAUAUUCUUCUUCCACGGCUUCCCAGGCUCCCACCCGGAAGGCGAGCUCCUAGCUUCCGCAGCACUAAAGCACACCGCCCGAAUCAUCAGCCUCUCCCGCCCCGGCUUCGGCGGCUCGACUCCUGCCCCCUCGCGCACGAUCCUCGAAUGGCCCGCCGACGUCACCGCAGUGGCCGACGAGCUGCUGAGCAGUCCGGACGGCCGCUUCGCCGUCGUUUCCUUCUCGGCCGGCGCGCCCUACGCCCUGGCCUGCCUGCGCUCGAUCCCGCGCGCGCGCCUGGCCGGCGCCGUCCUCCUCUCGGGCCUGUACCCGGGCACCGCGGGCCUGCCGCUGGGGACGCGGGCGCUGUUUGCGCUCGGCAGCGUCGCGCCGUCGCUCGCGGCCGUCGGCAUCGAGCAGACGCUGGGCCGCGUGGCGCGCGACGGGCCCAGGCUGGAGCGCGCCAUGGUCCGCGACUUUGGAGGCAGGGGCGCCGCCGAGGCUGCGGUGGUCGAGGACCCCGAGGCGAGGGGCGUCCUGGCCCGGAGCACGCAGCUCGCUGUGGUCGGCGGCGGGGCGGGCACUGCGUGCGAGGCGGGGCUGCUCUGGAGGGACUGGGGGCUCAGGUUGGAGGAGCUGGAGGUCGGAGACGGGAGGUUGUUGAUGUGGCAUGGAAAGGAAGAUGGGAACGUGCCGGUAGGCAUGGCGGAAAAGGCGGCGGCGGUUCUGGUCGGCUCGGAGCUGCGUGUGUUUCCUGAUUUGGCUCAUACGAGCCUUAUUGUAAGCAAGGCAGAGGACGUAGUUGUUGCCGCGAUCAAGAUGCUGGAGUAGAUGGAUACCUACCUUUGCUGAGGCUGUGUGGGGCUCUCUUGUUUCCAGCAGAUACGCUAAUAUGUUUUCAAUUCACUGUUCACUAAGCGAUACAAGUUUUCAAUUUUAAGAGUUUCACUCAUAGUUGGCACUUUAUCUCUAAG
Messenger RNA from Pyricularia oryzae 70-15, 1208 nucleotides. RefSeq names its product alpha/beta hydrolase. The transcript has a single exon. The record is from RefSeq and is a predicted model, not a curated record. Lineage: Eukaryota; Fungi; Ascomycota; Sordariomycetes; Magnaporthales; Pyriculariaceae. The coding region runs from base 163 to 1065 and encodes 300 amino acids.